CGUAGCGUGAUGAGACAUGGAAGGGUAGUUUAUGCGUAGUACAUUUAAGUCGUGAGCUUCAGUCACUGUGGUGCCUUGUUUCAUUUCUGAGUUCCCUUGUGCCAUGAAGGACGCUCUGUAAGGUGUCUGCGCGUAGCACGCAGCUAAAAUUGUCAACCAUGCUGAGGGCAUCCCAGAGUUGGCGUAAUCUCAUCUACAGGAGCACCUAUGUCCAGUGUUCGUGGGACUCUACUAGUGCUGCAGCAAGUUCUGCUGCAGGCGCUGCUGCUCCUUCGGCGUCCCCGUCUCCAGCAGCUGCUCCAGCGUCGACCGGCGUGGAUUUCAAGUUUCCCUCAGAAUGGGUGAAACGUGCCACAAAGCAGCUGAAGGGAAAGCCCCCCGAGAGUCUCGCGUGGCAUACGGCGGAAGGCAUCACCGUGAAGCCGCUUUACACAAGCGAAGACAUCAAGGGAUUGCCCGAGGACUACCCUGGCAUGUUCCCCUUCACGAGAGGCCCUUACCCGACCAUGUACGCAGGUCGCCCAUGGACGAUUCGCCAGUACGCUGGUUUCAGUACUGUCGAAGAGAGCAACAAAUUCUACAAGGACAACAUAAAGGCCGGCGUGCAGGGUCUGUCGGUCGCCUUCGACUUGGCGACGCACUGUGGAUAUGACUCCGACAACCCGCGAGUCAAGGGAGAUGUCGGUAUGGCCGGUGUGGCAGUCGAUUCCGUUGAAGACAUGAAGGCGCUCUUUGACGGGAUACCCCUGGAGAAAAUAUCGGUGUCCAUGACAAUGAAUGGUGCCGUCAUUCCUGUGCUGUCGAUGUUCAUUGUAGCUGGAGAAGAACAAGGUGUCGAAGUUGGACAACUUUCUGGAACCAUACAAAACGACAUCCUUAAGGAGUUCAUGGUACGGAACACGUACAUUUAUCCCCCAGACCCGUCAAUGCGCAUCAUCGGCGACAUCUUCGCGUUUGUCUCGAAGAACAUGCCAAAAUACAAUUCCAUUUCCAUCUCGGGCUACCACAUACAAGAAGCAGGAGCGAACAACGUUCUGGAACUAGCAUUUACAAUUGCUGAUGGACUGGAAUACUGCAGGACGGGGUUGAAGGCUGGCAUGACCAUCGAUGACUUUGCACCCAGACUGUCAUUCUUUUGGGGCAUUGGCAUGAAGUUUUACAUGGAGAUUGCGAAAAUGAGAGCUGCACGCAGGUUGUGGGCUACACUUAUCAAGGAAAAGUUCAACCCAAAGAAUGAAAACUCACUGAAGCUGCGUACUCAUUCUCAAACUUCGGGCUGGUCUCUUACGGAGCAAGAUCCUUACAACAACAUUGUCCGCACCACAAUUGAAGCCAUGGCAUCUGUUUUUGGUGGGACGCAAUCCCUCCAUACUAACGCUUUCGACGAAGCACUUGCACUGCCAUCCAGAUUUAGUGCGAGGAUUGCUAGAAAUACUCAAAUCAUCCUGCAGGAAGAAAGUGGAAUACCACAUGUGAUAGACCCUUGGGGUGGUUCAUAUCUCAUGGAGGCGCUCACUUCUCAGGUGUACGAUGAAGCUCUUAAAAUAAUCACCGAGGUUGAAGAAAUGGGAGGCAUGGCAAAGGCUGUGGCAUCGGGCAUGCCAAAACUGCGCAUUGAGGAAUGUGCUGCCAGAAAGCAGGCCCUCAUCGACAGUAGUAAAGAAGUCAUUGUAGGUGUAAACAAAUAUCGUCUUGAGAAGGAGGACCCCAUUGAUGUCUUGAUGGUGGACAACACAAAAGUGAGAAAUUCGCAGAUUGCCAAGCUCGAGCAAAUCCGCAAGAACCGGGACAAUGCAAAAACACAAGCAGCACUAGAUGCCAUCACGGAGUCUGCAAAGACUGGAGAAGGCAACCUAUUAGCAUUGGCCAUUGAUGCAGCUAGACUAAGAGCUACAGUCGGUGAAAUCUCUUACGCAAUGGAAAAGGUGUUCGGUCGCCAUGUCGCAUCUGAUAGAAUGGUUUCUGGUGCCUACAAGUCGACAUUUGGAGAGGAUGAGGAAAUUUUGAAUGUGAUAGCCAAAGUCAAUGCUUUCCAGGAGCGCGAAGGACGACGGCCACGUAUUCUCGUUGCCAAGAUGGGACAAGAUGGCCACGACAGAGGUGCCAAAGUUAUCGCUACAGGAUUUGCUGACAUGGGCUUUGAUGUUGAUAUCGGGCCACUGUUUCAGACGCCUGAAGAAGUUGCACAGCAGGCAAUCGAUGCUGAUGUACACGUUGUCGGUGUGAGCAGCUUAGCUGCUGGCCACAAGACCCUUGUGCCAGAGCUUGCAAAAGCCCUGAAAAAAAUGAAUAGGCCAGACAUACACAUUGUUGUUGGAGGUGUCAUUCCACCACAGGAUUAUGAUUUCCUGUACAAGGCUGGUGCUGCUGCAAUCUUCGGCCCUGGUACACGCAUACCAGUGUGUGCCGAACAAGUGCUUGAACUCCUGUCGGGAAAGAAAAAUGAAGAGAAAGAAAAGCAGCAAGCGUGAUCACCAUAUUUGAAAAUAAAUUGCCUUGUGGUUAAAAU
This is a messenger RNA of Dermacentor silvarum, 2509 nucleotides long. Its product is annotated as methylmalonyl-CoA mutase, mitochondrial. Gene Ontology annotation, cellular component: mitochondrion. The transcript has a single exon. Gene Ontology annotation, molecular function: metal ion binding; methylmalonyl-CoA mutase activity; cobalamin binding. The record is from RefSeq and is a predicted model, not a curated record. Lineage: Eukaryota; Metazoa; Arthropoda; Arachnida; Ixodida; Ixodidae. The coding region runs from base 159 to 2471 and encodes 770 amino acids.